Erigeron canadensis is the source of this 1705-nucleotide messenger RNA. Its product is annotated as cyclin-A2-2-like. The coding region runs from base 221 to 1627 and encodes 468 amino acids. The transcript has 12 exons. The record is from RefSeq and is a predicted model, not a curated record. Gene Ontology annotation, molecular function: cyclin-dependent protein serine/threonine kinase regulator activity. Gene Ontology annotation, cellular component: cyclin-dependent protein kinase holoenzyme complex; nucleus; cytoplasm. NCBI's taxonomy places the organism in Eukaryota, Viridiplantae, Streptophyta, Magnoliopsida, Asterales, Asteraceae. Gene Ontology annotation, biological process: mitotic cell cycle phase transition; regulation of cyclin-dependent protein serine/threonine kinase activity.
AUAUAUAUCUUGUUCUUCUUAUUUGUUGUUGUUGUUGUUGUUGUGCUACAAUAAUAUUGUAUUAUUAAAAUUAAAAAUGCAUUUGAAGCCUGCCCUAUUUAAUUAGCUAGGUGUAGCUCCGAUCUUCAUUGUAAUCAGCGGCGCAUCCAAAAUAUGCAUUAGUUUAUGGAAAGCAUGUCAAUUUAACAUAAGGCGCCAUUAUCCUUCAAGGGAAAGAGACAUGGAUAAAGAAAAUGCAUCUGCUGCUAAUAUUCUGGGCGCCGCUGGACGCCUUACUAGAGCACGUGCUAAAGCUUUGGGAGCAACAGGGGGUUUUCCACCACUACAUCCGGUGGCAAAACAGGAUCGUAAUCAGGCCCUUUGUCCAAAAUUAAAACGAGCAUCAGGAGAUAUCAAGUCUGUUACUGGUGCUGCUCCUACUGGCCAGCUCAAGAGAAGGGCUGUUUUUAAGGAUAUCACUAACAAAUCCUCAGAUUCCAGCAUAAAAGGUUACAAUGGAAAUAAAGAACAGGCUACCAAGCAGAUCAAAAGAUGUAUUACAAAGAAGAAUGAAAGGGUGGCACCAUCUAAUUGGGUGGACCCUCACGUUCAUAAGAAGGCAAAAACAUCAGAAAACAUUACCAAAAAGAGUAUGGAUGAAGUAAAUUUACAUACAAAAUCAGAUAAUGAUACAUCUAUCCAACCACGUACUCAUGAAAAUCAUAGAAUGGGUGGUAUGCCAGAUUUGAUUCUUGCAAGUCGGAUAUCCAACGAACACUCUGGACUUGGAAGUAUUUCAAAGAAAGGAGAUGACAAGAUUACCGGUGAUAUGAAAUCCUCAAAUGAUCAGGCCAUUGUUGACAUUGAUUCUAGGCAUAAGUGUCCCCAGAUGUGUAGCUUAUAUGCUGCAGAAGUAUAUGGCAAUUUACGCAUCGCAGAGCUUAAGUGGAGACAUUCAGUUGAUUAUAUGAAAGCAGUGCAGCUGGAGAUCACGCAAGAAAUGCGUGGGAUUCUCAUUGAUUGGCUUGUGGAGGUGUCUGAAGAAUAUGGACUAGCUUCUGAAACAUUUUAUUUAACGGUUUCUCUCAUUGAUCUGUAUCUUUCCAAAAAAUGCAUUGGAAAGCGACGACUCCAAUUACUUGGUAUAACCUGCAUGCUCAUUGCUUCGAAAUACGAAGAAAUUUAUGCUCCACGUAUCGAAGAGUUCUGCUUUAUCACUGACAGCACCUACACAAGAGGAGAGGUACUGGAGAUGGAGGACCAAAUACUGGAUGUACUGAGCUUUCAGCUUUCUGUUCCAACAACCAAGAAGUUCUUGAGGAGAUUCCUUUUGGUGGCACAAAGUUCUUAUAAGGCUCCAGUUGUAGAGCUGGAAUUCCUGGCUAAUUAUUUAGCAGAGCUAACUUUAAUUGAUUAUAGUUUUCUAAAGUUCCUACCAUCCCUCAUUGCUGCCUCAGCUAUAUUCUUAGCAAAAUGGACACUUGAUCAGGACGAAGAUCCAUGGAACGCUACGUUGGAACAUUAUACUAAUUAUAAGGCAUCAGAGCUAAAAGUAACAGUUCUGGCCCUCCAAGAUCUAGAACUUAACAACACAACCCCUCUCCAUGCUAUACGCCAAAAGUACAAGCAACUGAAGGUUUUAUUUUAGCAGUACAAAAGUGUUGCAACUUUAACAUCCCAAAUACCGGUGAAGCCCCUGCCUUGAAGUCUGUGCUGCUGGAUUUUU